AUGUAUGUGAAAUGGUUUGAUACAGUAAUGUUUUACUAUGUGAUUUUAGUGUAUUUAGUGAAUGUCACUUUUUAAAAUUUCCCACCGGUUACGUCUCGUACAUCCCGACGUCGCAGGGAACGGAACCCAGAAGACAGAUGCCGGCAUUGGCCGGAGGACAUGGCCGGGGAUGCUGCAGGGGGGACAUCGUGGAAGUGCAGGACAAGGUAAGUGAUUGAGGGAUCCCAGAGCAACGCUGCAGGGUAUUGCUGAGUGUAGCUCAGGGUUACCGCUUGUGCUACACUCGGGAAUACCGCCAGGGAGGUUAAG
Staurois parvus is the source of this 309-nucleotide messenger RNA. NCBI's taxonomy places the organism in Eukaryota, Metazoa, Chordata, Amphibia, Anura, Ranidae. The record is from the annotation of a GenBank genome assembly.